Microsporum canis CBS 113480 is the source of this 894-nucleotide messenger RNA. RefSeq names its product vesicular-fusion protein sec17. Gene Ontology annotation, biological process: SNARE complex disassembly; intracellular protein transport. Gene Ontology annotation, molecular function: soluble NSF attachment protein activity; syntaxin binding. The coding region runs from base 1 to 894 and encodes 297 amino acids. The transcript is spliced from 5 exons. The record is from RefSeq and is a predicted model, not a curated record. Gene Ontology annotation, cellular component: SNARE complex; vacuolar membrane. NCBI's taxonomy places the organism in Eukaryota, Fungi, Ascomycota, Eurotiomycetes, Onygenales, Arthrodermataceae.
AUGUCUGAACAGGAUCCCCGGGCAGAUAAAGCUCUUCAGAGUGCGUCUGGAGGCUUCAGCUUCUUUGGAAACAAGACAGAAAAGUUCGAGAAUGCCGCAGAUCUAUACACACAAGCCGCAAAUUCCUUUAGGGUACAGAAGAUGAACAAGGAGGCUGGAGCUGCAUUCGAGAAGGCUGCUGCUAUCUUCACGCUGAACUUGAACGAGCCCGGAGACGCUGCAAACACACUGACAGAAGCCUUCAAGGUAUACAGGAAGAGUGACCCAGAGGACGCUGCCAGAGUGCUUCAGACUGCCAUACAACACUAUAUUACCACUGGAAACUUCAGGCGCGCCGCAUCACACCAGCAGAACCUUGCGGAGGUGUUCGAGGUUGAAAUCGGAGAUGAAACCAGAGCUCUUGCGGCAUACGAGAAGGCUGCUGAGUGGUUUGAGGGUGAUAAUGCCGAAGCGCUGGCCAACAAGCAUUUCCUCAAGGUUGCAGACCUCGCAGCUCUAAAGGCCGAUUACGCGAAAGCGAUAACCAAUUUUGAAAAAGUGGCCAAAUCCUCCAUAAACAACAACCUGAUGAAGUGGUCUGUAAAGGAAUACUUUAUGAAAGCUAUCAUGUGCCACCUUGCUUCAAAGAUAGCUAAUUGGAUCUUCCCAUGCCAGGACCUUGUUGCAACUAACCGUGCUCUCCAAAGCUACUGUGAGCUUGAUAACUCGUUCCAGGGAACGCGGGAGUUUAUGCUUCUUUCCGACCUAGCUCAGGCAGUUGAGCAGGGAGACACGGAUGCCUUUGGAGACAGACUCUACGAAUACGACCAGCUGAGCAAACUAGACAAGUGGAAAACGGCUAUAUUCCUCCGGAUAAAAAAUAAUAUCGAGGAAACAGGGGAGGACUUUUCUUAA